AUGGCAAAUGCACAAACACUAAGGGAGUUGGCUGCGCCUAAUUUAAAUCAGCAACCUUUGUGCAUUACUUUUCCAAGUUUAAAUGAUAACACAUCUUUUGAGUUGAAAUCUGGUCUAAUUCACCUCUUACCAUCUUUUCAUGGUUUACCAGGUGAGGAACCCUAUAAGCACUUGCAGGAGUUCGACGUCGUAUGCAACAGUAUGAAGCCCCCGGAAAUCACAGAAAAGCAGAUAAAAAUGAGGGCCUUCCCCUUUUCCUUGAAGGACUCCGCGAAGGACUGGCUGUACUACUUACCACCAGGCGAGUACCUCUACGAGUACUGGGAGAGGUUUAAGAAGCUGUGUAUCAAAUGCCCUCGGCAUCAGAUAAGAGAGCAACUGCUCAUCCAAUAUUUCUAUGAGGGGCUACUUUUUAGAGACAGGAGUAUAAUCGAUACUGCAAGUAGAGGGGCUUUAGUGAACAAGACUCGGGCAGCAUGGGAGUUGAUAGAGGGGAUGGCUGAAAAUUCGCAGCAGUUUGGCACUAGGGAGGAUGUCCCGACACGUAAGUUAGUUGUGGGAAGUGCCUCGCAAGCCAAGGUGUGUGGGGUAUAUGCUGUCUUGGGCCAUUCUACAGAGAUGUGCCCACUAGUUCAAGAAGAAAAUGCAGAGCAGAUGAACAUGGCUGGCCACACGCCUGCGCCAAGAAGGCAGUACGACCCGUACUCAAGUACCUACAAUCCUGGUUGGAGGGACCACCCCAACUUGAGUUAUGGGGGGAACAAGCCAUCUAAUUUCAUGUCGAAUAGACAGCAAGGGCAUCAACAGCAAUACCAGCCUCGCCCAUCACCACCCCCUUCGAACUCAAGUCCGUCUCUAGAAGAAAUGAUGAAGCAACUACUUGCGAAUCAACAGAAGACGGAUUCAGACCUACAAGCAAUGAAAAAUCAGUGGGGACAAGUGCAAUCAUUGCAAACUCAAGUAAAUCAAAUAGCCAUCACGCUCAAUCGGUUGGAGUCCCAAAUUCAAGGAAAGUUGCCAUCUCAACAUGAGUUGAACCCGAAGAAUGUGAGAGCCAUGACCUUGAGAAGUGGCAAGGAGAUCCAAGGACCCGACCCGUUAAUUCCUAAGGACAAUGAUGAAAAUCAAAUUGAGAAAGAGUUGGAAGAGGAGGGCAGAGAUAAUAAAAAUUCAAAGGUAAUCCCGGACCCACUCAUUCCAGCUAGAACCAACCCACCUCCCUUCCCAAGUAGAUUGGAGAAACCAAGGAAUCAGGACAAGGAGAAAGAGGUCCUAGAGAUCUUUCGCAAGGUGGAGAUCAAUAUUCCCCUUUUAGAUGCGAUUAAAUAG
Messenger RNA from Coffea arabica (coffee), 1329 nucleotides. RefSeq lists its product as uncharacterized. The record is from RefSeq and is a predicted model, not a curated record. NCBI's taxonomy places the organism in Eukaryota, Viridiplantae, Streptophyta, Magnoliopsida, Gentianales, Rubiaceae.